Messenger RNA from Peromyscus maniculatus bairdii (prairie deer mouse), 1608 nucleotides. It is a transcript of the gene Kiss1, whose product is annotated as KiSS-1 metastasis suppressor. Gene Ontology annotation, molecular function: kisspeptin receptor binding. The record is from RefSeq and is a predicted model, not a curated record. Lineage: Eukaryota; Metazoa; Chordata; Mammalia; Rodentia; Cricetidae. Gene Ontology annotation, biological process: G protein-coupled receptor signaling pathway; positive regulation of cytosolic calcium ion concentration.
GUGUAUGUGGGGUGAGGUCAUGCUGGGGGCCGGCAGAGUUCUCCCAUGGUACACAUGAGAAGUGCUGUCCAUGAUGGGACGGAGUACUACAGGGACAGAGAGACAGACAUCAGGAUCACCAGCCUCCGCCUGAUAACACCCCCCCUCCUCACCUCUCCCCCUGCUCUGUUCAGAGAAGCCAGGAGGCCCCAUCUUCAGAGCCGAUACAUUCCUGCCUUCCUCAGGCCCCUUUGGGAUAGAACUUGGGAUGGUUUUCUCUCCGUAUGAAGAAGUUCUAGCUUUGUAUCUGGCAGCCCCUAUACCCAGCCCUGCCUACCAGUCCAGCACCCUGGUGCCAGUCCAGACAGAUCGAUCCCCUGAGGUGAGGGGCUUCUGCAAGCCCUCUUCAUGGGGCACACGCUUGCUCAGGUGCCGCCGCCGCCUGGACCCUCCAGGUUGGGCUUCCCUGCAUUUUAACAUGUGUCUGGUGUUGUUUUGAAAUGACCCACUUGUCUAGGCUGCCUACGAGUCAGCUUCUUACACUAGGCUUGAGAUCAGCGGUACCCGGUACCCGGUGUCGGCACCCUCAGCACCCCGGCACCUAGCACGGUCCUAGUCUGUCGUCCCCAGCAAUGCCUUCCCAACACUAGCCCUUAGAACUAAGGCUCUCCCUAGUGGAUUUGGUCUCUACUCUGUCUUCUAUUCAGGCCUUAAGGCAGCUGCAGAACCGCAUCUGGCUUUCAGGGUGUCACAGAAUCAGUCUUAGUAGCCUUCUAUCUGAUCAGGCAGCUGGUGGCCUGGAGAUGGGCGUGGCCUACUCGGGAUUCAUGGGAUGAGGGAAAAGUUGGAGGAUUCUUACCCUCUGCACCAUGUCCUCGGGACACCUUGUGGACCUGCCUCUUCCUGCCAGAAUGACCUCAUUGGCUUCUUGGCAGCUGCUGCUUCUCCUCUGUGUCGCCACCUUUGGGGAGCCACCGGCAAAGGUGGCACCUGGACCCACAGGUCAGCGGCCCGGACCCCAGGAACUCAUCAACGCCUGGGAAAAGGGCCCGCGGUGCGCGGAGCAGAGACCUGGGGUUGCAGGGCUGCGAGCUCGUAGGACCUCGCCGCCGCCGUGCCCACCGGUGGAGAGUUCCUCAGGGCGCCAGCGGCCUCCGUGCGCCGCCGCUCGCAGUCGCCUGAUUCCUGCACCCCGCGGAGCGGUGCUGGUGCAGCGCGAGAAGGACCUGUCAGCCUACAACUGGAACUCCUUCGGCCUGCGCUACGGCAGGAGGCAGGCGGCGCGGGCGGCGCGGGGCUGAGUGCAGGGCGGUGCGGGGAUUGCGGCCUCAGUCCGCGGGCAUGCAGGGCUGGGGUAGGAGACUUCUGGACUAGGGUAAUAAAGCAAUGCUGCUGUCUCACUGCUUGCGAUUCCUCCCUGACAUCUGCGGAACAGUGCAGAUGGGGCAGGUCCUCGUCUCUCUCAGUUGCCUCUUAGCUGAUUUCAAGAUGUCUCGGGUGCCAAAGUCGGUGCUUUUGAAACUAAUAGUUAAGGGAGGCCCUGGCUGUACCCCAGUCUGUUGCAACUCAAUGCUUUGAAAAUAUAAAAUAAAAAAUUAAGGGGCGGGAGAAAUGACUCGGCUGUUAAGA